ACGAUGCUCUAUGGAGUGUUUAAGUGUCUUUCAGCUCUUUGUUUUGGUUUUACAGCUCACAAAUCACUGCUUUGUCUCACUUUUAGUGAUCUCAUGGCGUCGUUUACAGCCACAGCAGGCAGUCCACUACUUGCUCAGCACCACAAGACGGACACAGUUAGCUAAUAUUUCCCUGAGCAGGUGGUAGAGACCAAAAACAGAGGUUAAAGAGAGUGAAUAUUGGACUUCUACUCGUCAGGUGACUGAUAAUGUUGCUUUGUAGCACCUGGAUGUGUUACUUAACAAAAAGUUGCCUACAAGUUCACCCUAAAAGGUAAUAUGUCAAUGUUGUGCUUACAACUUGUUUCUGCUGCCCCCAAGUGGCCAAAAAACCCCCAGUAAUUUCAGGUUUAAGUUUGAUUAUUUGGUCAUGAAUAUUUAAUGUUACAGAGGAAUACUUAAUAUUUGAAAUGUAGUUUUUAAGUGGCUUGAAAAUUUAAAUUUUAAAAUGUUUAUAUGCUGUCUCCCCCCCACAGCAGCAGAGCUUACAUAAUGACCGGCAGUAACUGCAGCACCUCUGGUUAAAACCUCUCCCAGUCUGCACGCCAUGAAUAUCUCCAUCUCCUCCAUCCUGCUCAGUCUGGGAGGAAAAUGUCUGCUCAACUGGAGCAUGGUGUUUCUCCAGAGGAACCAUAUCUGCAAAAGUUUUCUUGGGGUUUUCAGUGUUUACCUUGCUGUUGCUGACACACUGCUAACCCUCUCUGUCACCACCUUUCACUUCCACGCUGAUGGAUACGUCCUCCUCCUGGGCUUCAAGCUGACCAGGUACCAUGUAUGUUUGCUGGUUCAAAUCCUCGGACAAGUCUACAGUGCUCUGCAGUGGCCUGUUGUAGUCGUGGCCGGUUUGGACCAUUACUUCACCAUCAGUCAGAGGCUGCAACCUAACAUCGCCAGGGCCAGAUGGGUUGUUUGCUUAUUUGUGACCUGCCUCCUGUGGUACCUCACUGCUCUCUACGUUUUCCUGUUGUCUGACUUCAUUCCUGUCAUGGAGGAUGUGUCUUACAACCUGAUACACCAAUGCUGGGUCUUCCACACCUCUCAGAUCCUGCAGGUUACAAUUUUUCUCCUCCUGGCUCUGGGCUGUGCAGCAUUGCAUGCUGGGCGCAGCGCAUGUUUAUUAAAAAAUCCUCCUCUGAGAGACCAAAUUACAGACCACAGUAGAGCUCACUCCAGAAGAAGUGUUGUUCACCAAGCCCUGCGUAUAUUUCUGGACACAUGGGCUUUAUUCAUGGCUAUUUUUCUGGCUGUGCUCCUCCUGUUACCUGUGGGAAUACCUGCAUACCUGGGGCUGAACGUUGCCUGGCUCUGCUUCCUCAACAGCCUCCUGAUAGCGUUCGUUUUAUGUGCAGUCUGUCCAGCCUCGCAGCUCGUGCAGGGCCUGGCAACAGUUCCACUCGACAGCUUCUGGAGGAAGAGACCUCUGUGGGUAAUUUGGCUCCAGGGUAAACCCUCCUGAACAAUGAACACUGAAGGAAUUCUACCCAGGAGAAGUUUCAGCUGGUUGCAGUGUGCUACAGUAUCUUCAUGGCUAGAUGCCACUAAAUCCUCCUAAGUCUCACACACUUCUCCUUAACUCUGGCCUGCAAAAUUAUUUUAUUUUUUCCCAUUUUUAUUUUCCACGGUACUUUUGAUUUUGAAAAGCAUUCAAUUUUGUUAGCAUGGCUGCAGAAUCAGAGCAUAAAAAUGCCUUUGAAAAUGUCAUAUUUAAUAUUUGUCACCAGUGGUGGUAGGUCAUUAAAUACAUUUUCUCUCAGGUGCUCUUCCUAAUUACAAUUUUGAGGUAUAAUUUUUUUUUUUUUUUGGCUACUUAGGCUAUUUCUACUCCACUUUAUUUCAGAGGCAAAUUUGGCACUUUUUAUGAUUUUUUUUUUUACUGCACUCCGUAUAUUUGAUAACUUUAGUUACUUUACAGAUUCAGAUUACGGAUACAAAAUAUAACCAUGAAAUAAAUUAUAUCAUUAUAUCAAUGUGAUUUUAUCCCCAGGGAAUAAUUCACAAGCUGCCCAGCAGUAUAAAAAGUAAUAUAUAAAUAUUAAAUAUAUUUGAAUAAAUAAAACAAAUUUGCCCAGCCUUUACAAACUGCAAUAUUAAAGUCAUGUUUACACAUUAAUUCAUCAAUAAUCAUCCAAUAAUU
This is a messenger RNA of Epinephelus lanceolatus (giant grouper), 2173 nucleotides long. The record is from RefSeq and is a predicted model, not a curated record. NCBI's taxonomy places the organism in Eukaryota, Metazoa, Chordata, Actinopteri, Perciformes, Serranidae.